Molecule: messenger RNA, 2226 nt
Organism: Gopherus flavomarginatus (Mexican gopher tortoise)
Lineage: Eukaryota; Metazoa; Chordata; Testudines; Testudinidae
Gene: MIMS1
Product: family with sequence similarity 210 member A
Exons: 5
Coding region: 509-1381 (290 amino acids)
Cellular component (GO): mitochondrion
Source: RefSeq, a predicted model, not a curated record
GCGCAUACUUGGCUCCUUUCCAGUCUCGAGCGUGUGUGAAGGGAGGGAACUGGCUGCGGGGACAGCGGCCUGACGAUUUCCAUGACUACGGGCCCCAGAAGGCCUUGCAGUGGAGCAUGCGCAAUGUGAACAAUCGGGCCUGAAGGGGGUGGGGGUCCGGGCGCAGCUUAGUACAAACACGUUGCCUGGAGGCAGGGCGAGGCAGCUGCAGUCGGGUCCCAGCUCUGCCCCCCGAGUGGGACCCUGUGGCUCCGGCCUUAUGGAGCAGCGGCCUGAGCGCAAGGUCAUUUUGAAUUCUAAUCCGGUCUUCCAAAGUGCUUGCAACUCUAUCAUCUGCAAAUUUUAUAAGGAUAUAAUACACUCCGUUAUCCAAGUCAUUCAUGAAAAUAUUGAAUAGUACCGGAUUCUGCAGGACCCCAUCAAUAACUACUGUGAGUGCAGACUUUUAACUGGUUGUACACCCAUCUUACAGUAAAGGAACUAUAGCCAGGUCUCAUCAGUCAUCAAAAUGCAAAGGAAUUUAAUACAGACUGUGUUUCAGCUGGCACAUCGGACAUGUUUGGUACCACAUCGCACUGGUUUCCUUCAACACUUAAAAGGAAAACCAGUUUUGCCUCAGACUGGAUGCAAAGUGAUUUUGGCAUUGGGCCCUGAAAAACAGUGUCUCCAUGCAUCUGCUGCACUCUGUCUCUCAAAGGAAGGAAAGUCACUGGGUGUAUUUUCAUCCCAACCAGAAGGCACUCACCACAAAGAACAAAAGGAAGAAAACCCUUUGAAACCAGCUAGUGAUAUACCCCAGGGGAAGCCUGUAGAAUCAAGUUCUUUAGAGCCUGAUCCAUUACAAGACAAAUCAAUUAGUCUCUUUCAGAGGUUCAAGAGAACUUUUAAACAGUAUGGAAAAGUUAUGAUUCCACUGCAUCUGUUGACUUCCAGUGUAUGGUUUGGAUCCUUUUACUACGCAGCCAUGAAAGGAGUGAAUGUUGUUCCUUUCCUAGAGUUCAUUGGGGUACCAGAAAGCAUUGUAAGCAUUCUGAAAAACUCUCAGAGUGGAUAUGCACUAACUGCGUAUGCAAUGUAUAAGAUUGCAACUCCUGCCAGAUACACGGUAACUUUAGGAGGAACAUCCAUUACUGUCAAGUAUCUUCGUAAGCAUGGCUACAUGUCCACACCUCCUCCGGUAACAGAAUACCUCCAGGAUAGAAUGGAAGAAACAAAAGAGCGUCUCUCAGGGAAAAUGGAGGAAACCAGGGACAUGAUUAGUGAGAAAAUGGAGGAAACAAAGGAUAGACUAACAGAGAAGAUGGAAGAAACAAAGGAUAGAAUAACAGAAAAAAUACAAGAAACCAAAGAUAAAGUUUCAUUUAAAAAAAGAAAAGAAUAAGAAAAUGCUCAGCUUAGGUUGUACAAAAAAUUAUGCAAUUUAGCCUUUUUUGGAGCAUCCUGAUAUGGACUUUCUCCUGAGCUUUCAUUUGGCUGGCUGGAGAAUAUCCGUGUUCUAAGGAGUAAAGAUUCUUAAAUGCUAAGCUUCUUUUUAAAAGAAAAAAAUCUGUCUUAUGAAAGAAAAUGAAUCUAGUAUUAAAAAUCCAUAUGUGCAAUGGCCAAUGGUGGUCAGUUUUUGGUAAGUCACAAUGCUUCUCUAAGAUCCACAAUAUUAUUCUGGUCGUCAGCUGGGAACCACCAUUGUCAGACUGGUUCCUCCAUUCCCUGGGAAUACAGAUUUUGUUUUUCAGAGAGAGGAUAUGUCUCUUUCAGUCACAUAUAACAUACGCACUGAUCUCUCUCUAACUACUGCCAUCUCAAUUCUGAGACAAACCCUUUGUGCUGCUGCUGCAAGUGAAUGAACUAAUGGGCCAGAUCCUUAGCUAGUGUAAAAUGCCAUAGCGACACUGUCUUCAGUUGAGUUACAACAGCUUACACCAGCUGGGGAUCUGGAUCUUUGUUUUAAAAAAUGGUGUCUUGAAAUUUUCAAAGACCUUUCAACUGAAAAUUAUAGUAAGAGUUAAUUACAGUAGCCAGGUAUUCAUUUAUACUUUUUGUGUUUUAUAUAAAGUUGAAUUACGAUUGAGAAUGUUGUAGGAUUGAAUAAAAUGUACUGACUGUAACUGCAUACGGACUAAAGCAUAACUGGUUCAUUUUCAUCCAGAAUGAUGCUGUAAUUUACUGACGGUGUUCUGCUUUGUACUAGCUUGCAAUAAUAAACAUUAAAGGGAGAUAAGUCUGCACUUA